Molecule: messenger RNA, 2757 nt
Organism: Sporisorium graminicola
Lineage: Eukaryota; Fungi; Basidiomycota; Ustilaginomycetes; Ustilaginales; Ustilaginaceae
Exons: 1
Coding region: 1-2757 (918 amino acids)
Biological process (GO): protein import into nucleus; poly(A)+ mRNA export from nucleus
Cellular component (GO): nuclear pore
Molecular function (GO): structural constituent of nuclear pore
Source: RefSeq, a predicted model, not a curated record
AUGAACGACUAUCCCAUGGAUGCGGCGCCCCAGUCGCUGUCUGACCUGCUUCAACAGUCCAGGAAACUCACCAACCACCUCGGCCGUUCAGACCUGCCUCAGAUUCAGCUCGGUCUCGAUCAGAUCGAAAACCAGAGCCGAAAGCUUGUCUCGAAAAGCCUUCGUGCUGGUUCUGCACAGCCCGGAGAUGCUCGUGCCCACUACUUCCUCGCAAACGGUGGCAUCGAUGCUGCACAGCUCGCCGACACCAUCCACUCGGCCAACAUCGCCAGCACCUUUGAACCGCUCCAGCCCAUCUACGACACGGAUGUAGAGAGCUACCUCACCCACGAGCACCAGCAGGUCAUCAUCAGUGCCAUUGAGCAAGGCAGGCGCGAGACGCUUCAGGACUUCCAUCGCAGCCUCGACCGCACCAUGCAUCGCGACUGGGAGAGGCAGAAACGCAAGAUCCUCGAAGAGCUGGGACAGCACCAACCUUCCAACGCCUCCACCGCGGCACGUGACGCUGCCGACAUCGAUGCCUCGCGAUCGGGCUUUGGUGCAUCUACCUCGGCACACACCUUGCCUGCUGGCUCGAGCUCCAUGCUCGGUUCCACUGCUACCUCUCAGAUGCACGGCAAGAUGGCUCGCUACCAAAUGGUCGUCUCCCGGCUCAAUUCGUCGCGUCUCGAGGGCUACAGCCUCGCGCUUGCACACGCUUUCAUCGAUGCCAUCUCCGGUCUCGGCGAAGACGCAAAGAACAAGGAGCUACACGAGAGUUGGAAAGCGCUCGCUUCCAUGGUCCGCGAGCAAAAUGUUCGCAACGGCGAGUUCAGUGCAAAACCCGUCAAGGAGCGACAGUAUGCCCCGACAUAUGUCGAUCUCAAAGCGUGGAACAGCCUCGACGGCAUCAAUCUCCGCAAAGAGCUCAUCGACGGCUCCAAAGCGUUCCUCGAGAACGAGUUUGAAGAGCACAUGGAGCAGGUCAUUGCUGCCAAUCCGGUGCUGGCACAGCGUGGCGGUGCUCCCACCGUUCGCUCCACCGUCAGUGCCUUCCUUCGUGUUCAGCAUCUCAGCUCGCAGAACCAGUGGAGGUCGGAUCUGGCCAAGGAGCUCGACGCCUCUACCAACGUGCCCAUCUGGGCCGAACUCUAUUUCCUCCUCCGCAUCGGCAAAGCCAGACAAGCUCUCGAAUGUGCCUCGGAAAACGAAAACCGCAUCCGCUCCACCGACCCUUCCUUCCUCGCUUAUCUCAAAGCGUGGGUCGACUCGCCCGAUCGCCGCCUCCCGCGUCUUCUCAAAGACCGUUUCAUCGCCGAGUACAAUUCGCGCUUCCGCACGCUCCCCGAAGUGCACGACCCGUAUAAGCUCGGUCUGUACAAGCUCAUUGGCCGAAUCGACGUCUCGAAAAAGUUCCCCACGCUUCUCACCUCAAGCAUCCAGAACUGGCUCUGGCUUCAGCUCAGCAUGGUGCGCGAGACGUAUGAUGAGGACGCGGAUGCGCAAGAUUCGGUGCGCGAUCGAUUCACGCUCGCCGAUCUGGGUUACAAGGUGGAGAAGUUUGGCGAGUCCUACUUUGACCCGAAGGGCAACCGUCCGCUCUUCUACUUCCGACUGUUGCUGCUAUGCGGUCAGUUUGAGAAAGCGGUCGGCUUCCUGUUUUCGCGCUCGGCUCACCAGGUGGAUGCGAUCCACUUUGCGGUGGUGCUGGCGUACUACGGCCUGCUGCGCGUGCCUUCGCAGGCGGCUUCUUCACAGGUCGAGUAUCUGCUGGUCGAGUCGGACGGGCAGGGCGGCAGCGUGGCUUCGAUCGACUUUGCCAAGCUGGUGCAGCGAUACGUGCGCAUGUUUUCGCAGUCGUCGCGCAGAGAUGCGCUGCAGUACUUGUACCUGAUCUGCUUGAACUCGGAUGUGGCCGAGCCCGUUGGAUCCGAGCAGGUUCGACGUUGCCACGAUCUUAUCCGUGCGCUGGUGCUCGAGGCUCAUCCGACCGAGUUCCAGGAGCUGCUGGGCGAUGUGCGCACCAACGGCGCCAAGACGCCCGGACUGAUCGAGAGGAACUUGCCGCUGAUCAAGAUCAAGAACGAGCGCGAGUUCCUUUCGACAAUUGUUCAGGUGGCUGCGACGCAAUGCGACAUGGCGCACCGUACCGAGUCGGCCAUUUUGCUGUACAAUCUGGCUGGCCAGCACGACACGGUGGUCGCUGUGCUCAACAAGGAGCUGGGCGCACGACUCACGGAGCCCAGCAGUGCUUCGGAGUGGAAAGCAACAGGCCUCUCAUCGGGUGCUUCGUUCUCGGCUGCAAGCAACCUGGUCACGCUGGCGACGGCGAUCCUGGAUACAUACGAGAAGCAGUUUGGCUAUUCGGGCAAGAACCGUGACACAUGCCGUCGUCUGUUGGAGCUCAAGAAGGCGGUGGGCCUGCACAGCGACGGACAAAACGUGCAGGCGCUGCAAACGAUUGAGGCGCUGCGCAUCCUGCCGCUGGACGCCGAGUCACGAAAGGACGUGGUGGCCAUCACGCGCAAAGCCGAAGAGUUCAAGGAAGUCGACGAGAACAUCGCGCGCAACUUUUCCGAGAUCGUGCUCAUGACCAUGACGAUUCUAUACAACCUGCACCAAGAGCUCAAGGAGAGCAUCCACAGGAGCGGCACGAGCGCCAUGGACGAGUACAGGGCGCAGGCGAGGGCAUUGAUGAUGUGGGCGGGCAUGCUCCGGUUCCGCAUGAGCAGCGAGACGUACAGCCAGCUCACGCGACUCGACGUUUUCAUCCACUAG